UCUGCGGGUUCAUCAGUAACACAACAAUCACUCAAAUCUAAGUAAAGUCUGAAAGAAGUUGACUGCAUAUGGUCUGAACCUAUCUAUCUGCUGGCUGUCAUAUGUGUUGGCUCAGUCUCUGAUGUCACUGAAUGAGCAGUGCGGGCUUCCAGUGCGCACCUCCGGGCGCGCAGCGGUGGCACAGCCUGUGAAUUGUCCUCCUCCUGCAUACUCUGCACAGAAACCUGCCCUUUCUGCUCAUAUUUUUCUGCAUCCGAUUUUUUUGGUCGAGAGUCCUCAUAGCUCCUCCUGAUCAGCCUUGGUUUCUUUGAAAGGAGCUUUAUUUUGAGGGGAAGGAAAGGACUAAAAAGAGGCGAUUCACUUGUUUCGGGUGGUGAGUUUGCGCCCAGCAGCAGCAGCAGAAAAAGAAGGAGAGCCAGUGUUCAGCACCAUGGAGAGCGGCGUGGUGCACAUUUUCAAAGAGGACCGCUGUCCCUUGGGCCAGCCGGGGCAGUGCGCCCCGAACUUCACCUGGCAGCCCGGCUUGUCGGACAUCUUCAACUACACCCCCAACGGCACCUGGGACGCGGAACCUGAGCCGAUGUCACCCAUCAUCCCCAUCAUAGUCGCCGUUUACUCGGUGGUGUUUGUGGUGGGCUUGGUGGGCAACUGUUUGGUGAUGUAUGUCAUCAUUAGAUACACCAAAAUGAAAACAGCCACCAACAUCUACAUCUUCAACCUUGCGGUGGCCGACGCCCUGGUUACCACCACCAUGCCCUUCCAGAGCACCGACUACCUGCUCAGUUCCUGGCCGUUUGGCGAGGUGGCAUGCAAAGUCUUCAUCUCCAUCGACUACUACAACAUGUUCACCAGUAUCUUCACCCUGACGAUGAUGAGCGUGGACCGCUACAUUGCUGUGUGUCACCCGGUCAAGGCUCUGGAUUUCCGCACGCCAGUGAAGGCGAAGAUCAUCAAUGUGAUCAUCUGGGUUCUGUCCUCGGCUGCUGGGAUUCCUGCCAUGGUCCUCGGCAACACCAACACCAACAACGGAACCACAGAAUGUGCUUUACAGUUCCCUGAUCCCUACACCUACUGGGACACCCUGAUGAAGAUAUGCGUUUUCAUCUUCGCCUUUGUGGCGCCCCUCAUCAUCAUCACCGUCUGCUACACUCUGAUGGUGCUGCGGCUGAAGAGCGUGCGCCUCCUGUCCGGCUCGCGCGAGAAAGACCGCAACCUUCGACGGAUCACCCGUCUGGUUCUGGUGGUGGUCGCGGUGUUUGUGGUGUGCUGGACCCCCAUUCACAUCUUCAUCCUGGUCAAAGCGUUGUCAGCCAACGUGCCCGAGACCACUGCUGUCAUGGCCGCCUACUUCUUCUGCGUGGCGCUGGGCUACACCAACAGCAGCCUCAACCCCAUCCUUUAUGCGUUCCUGGAUGAGAACUUUAAGAGGUGCUUCAGAGACUUCUGCUGCCCCGGGGGACGGGGUCACGCCGACUGUCACGGGGUGAGCAGAGUGAGGAGCACGCUUCGGGACCACACCUGCGCCACCGAAGGGAGGGGUGACGGGAGACAAGCCAGGCCCGUAUGACUAGCCAUGGACAUGUCCUCCAGGCCGUACCAGAGCUGGGAGGAUUCCAUUGAUCUGUGUUUGACUCAAAUCACUACCACAAUCUGAGAAGUAGUAUCAGUAUUGGUUAAUAAAUCCCAUGAAAAGACCAAAACCAAGAAUGAUUUGACCUCACUUCAUCUCUAAAAUAUUGCAUUUCUUUCUUAAGUUGGUUUUAGGAAGGAGACUGAAUGACAGCAACGUCUCUGCAUGUUUUUUUUUUUUUGUUUUUUUCCAACAGUCUAGGUAUCCAUUCAAUUUAUAUUAAAAUGCAAUAUUUUGAUCCUCCCAUGAAGGCACAAUCUGAACUUUUGGAAGCAACCUCAACCCAGUAGUAUUUAAACUCUAAUAGUGAAAUUAUUACUAAAAUCAUCAAAACUUCUCUUGCAUUGUGUAUGUCUGAGUUUAAACAGCUCAUUGAACUUAGCCUGAUCACUGAGCAAAAUCCACCUGGUUUUCUGUUUGCAAGUUAAGGGUGACGGCAGCUUCUCUGUGGCGUUACGCUUUCAGAGUGGCAAAAUCGGGAAUAUUAGGGAAGAUAUUGGGACAGUCACAAGGUUAAGAGAAACCAAAAAAGAUUAUUGCCAAUGUUAACAAAUUUAAACUGCUAUUUAAAUGUUAUGGAAAGACUCCACAAUGAGGUUUUGUAAUCAGCCUACCUUUUACUUUACUCAACUAAUAAUUAUUUGUCUGUUGGAGACUCUUACAAUAUGCCUCUAAAGCAUCAAAUUUUUAUCCCAAGAUGGUCAAGCAAUUAAUAAGUAUGAAAGAAACAAGCCAGUAACUACAUGUUUUACACCCUUCAUCCCAAUAUGCAUGCCCUGUACAAAACAGGGGCACUUGGAAAAUCGUUACUCACUUCCCAGACAUGCAGAACUCAGUUUUUCACUUAACUAUUUUUGCUAACGAAUGUGGCAAAAAAAAAAAAAAGAAACCGACAGAAGUUUAAUAUUCACGAGGAGGAACGUGAAGAAUAAUUUUAAUGUUUACUGGUUCGUUUUAGAAAUACAAGCAUCCCAAGAAACUGUGAUGUGUAUUCACUGGUCGCCCAGUGGGCGUGAAUGUAUGGAGCGGCACGCAAGAGUCCAAUGAUGGGGCUUUUGUGUGCAAGAUCAACACCCACACACAUUUAAUAAAAACGUUUUUGGAUGGCAGUCCAUUGUAGUGGCCACUUUAAGUGAAGGCCUAAUACACGUUCCACCUUUUAAAGCAAAAUAAUUGCGGCUCUUAAAAAAAAGAUCUUUUGCUUCAGUAAGGUUUUGGUCUUUCUAUGUGAUUUUUUUUUUUUAGGAUUAGCAAACACAUAGUAACGUUUUUAAAAUUAAACUUAGUGAGUCGGUGCGGUACAAAGAUGCCUUUGGGAUAAUACAAUUAGAAUGUGUUUAUUUACUAAUUGAUGUUUUCCCUGUUUAUGGAAGCUGAAGGUAGAACUGAGUGUGAAGGUGAUUCGGACCUGUGCAGUAUUUCUCACAUGCUGUUGGAAGAUCUCCACUAUUUGCUGUGGCAACAAGCUCAUUUUUUUGUUCAUCUGACCUGCAUGCUCCUUGAGUGGUUGUCACAGUACAGUAAAUAAUUCAGUUCUGAUGUGCAAAAAAGAUCAACUGCAGACAGAGAAUAAAAAAUAUGUUCCCUGAUUAUUUUAGGAAAGGCAUUCAUUGUAAGCAUUUUUUUUUUCAGCUUGUUAUCAAUAGUCCUUAAUUGGUGUUUUUGUGAUUUGCAGUACAACAUAUUUGCAAACUCCUUUUUGGCGAUAAACCUUUGUGAAAUAUUCAGUAUCUGCUCAGGGAUCAUUCUCUGUGAAACACAAAUGAAGUGAGAUGUUUUCACCUCGACCAGACAGUUAACUCCAAAGAGGGUUGGUUGAGAAAAAUAUCUGCGGUUUUUUUUUUUUUCUUUUUAGAGAUGACGUUUGCAUCAUAAUGAACUAUUUCUGCUCUGAGACUGUAGCCCACCACUGAGCAUUUUCACCUGUGAUUCAGUUUUAGUCAAAGUGAAGAUAACACAUGCUGUGAAUGCUGUGUGGACAUUUCAUCUCCUUAACGGUGAGAGGGCUUCAAGGCUAAAACCAAUAUGAAAAGAGCAUAUAUGUAAAAUAAAAUACAUCCGCGCGUGUUUAAUGAGCAUAAAGUUAUCUUACGGGGUGUAAAUUUCUGCUUAGCACUUAAUCUUUACGGCUUGGUAUUUUGUGCACCUGUGAAUGUGUGAUAAAUCCUAUUAUGUGAUAGUGGAAGGAUAAUUUAAAUAUCAAUAUGCAGACUUCGUUUUAACCACACAUAUGGGCAGUGUUCUAGCAGGAAACCUUAAUAACCACCAACCUCUGAAUUUACACAAGCACAGUACGUUUUUGGAUCGUAUUCAUAAAAUAUAUUUAAUGUCACAAAGUUUGGCUGAAAUAUGCAUCUUGCUUUUUUUUCUUGCAAAAGAAUCCUUUCUGAGACUUUACUGCCUUGCUUUUUUCUUGAAUACCGUAAAUCAGUGGUCAGUCUGACUGAAUUGACUUGUGUAUGUUCUAAAAAUUAGCUUCAAAGUUAUAUUACUGAAGUAGUGCUAUUAGGAAGUUGUUAUUGUGCCUUGUUUUUGUGCCUUCGUUCUUCUAAUAAUUUUAUUUUUACUCAUAUUUAUGAUAGCAUCUUGUCAGACUAUCAGUCUUACAGUUGAUAUCCCAACUAUGUUAGUCAGUGUUGUCUCUCAUAUUAUGUUUCCUUUACAUUUUAAAACUUUAUUGGUAACACUUUAUUUGAAGGGGGGUGAAUAAGA
This is a messenger RNA of Poecilia latipinna (sailfin molly), 4342 nucleotides long. It is a transcript of the gene oprk1, whose product is annotated as opioid receptor, kappa 1. The coding region runs from base 431 to 1567 and encodes 378 amino acids. The transcript has 4 exons. The record is from RefSeq and is a predicted model, not a curated record. Gene Ontology annotation, cellular component: plasma membrane; neuron projection. Gene Ontology annotation, molecular function: dynorphin receptor activity; neuropeptide binding. NCBI's taxonomy places the organism in Eukaryota, Metazoa, Chordata, Actinopteri, Cyprinodontiformes, Poeciliidae. Gene Ontology annotation, biological process: G protein-coupled opioid receptor signaling pathway; neuropeptide signaling pathway; sensory perception of pain.